AUGAAGCGCGUGGCCGUGGUUGUCUCCAGCGUCAUGUUCUUCAGGCACGCCCCGCGCGGGCAAGCCAGGGCGAACCCGGUGUCGUUCAUGAACUGGCUGGGCAGCGGCAUCGCCAUCGCGGGCACCUACCUUUAUUCCCUGGCCACGGACAAGCACAAGGAGGAGCUCGCCGCCGCCAAGGGCAAGGGCAAGGCCGCGUGA
Monoraphidium neglectum is the source of this 201-nucleotide messenger RNA. RefSeq lists its product as hypothetical. Bases 1 to 201 code for a protein of 66 amino acids. The transcript is spliced from 2 exons. The record is from RefSeq and is a predicted model, not a curated record. Lineage: Eukaryota; Viridiplantae; Chlorophyta; Chlorophyceae; Sphaeropleales; Selenastraceae.